Emiliania huxleyi CCMP1516 is the source of this 1499-nucleotide messenger RNA. RefSeq lists its product as hypothetical. Bases 12 to 1343 code for a protein of 443 amino acids. The record is from RefSeq and is a predicted model, not a curated record. NCBI's taxonomy places the organism in Eukaryota, Haptophyta, Isochrysidales, Noelaerhabdaceae. The transcript has 6 exons.
CGGCUCCAAUCAUGUCGCCACUUCCCAGGCCAUACUCACCUCCGACCCCGCCGGCAGCGGGUGUCUUCGGCGCGUAUAACUGGAGCCGGUUCCCUGCUGCGUGGUUCGGAGCAAAUGGCACCGAGUGGGAAUCGGCAGCGCAGCUGGAGGAGAUUGGCCGGUACUCGCUCGCGAUCCUAGGCUGGCAGCACCUCGCCACUUCGACGGACAUGACCGCCGUGAUCUACCCGCAGCUCGCCCAGGCCGCUCUCCUCAAGGACCGCCACCCAGCGCUGCCCGUGCUCGUCUACGCGUCCUUUGGCUGGGCGUUUGGGAUGAACGCGGCGGUGUGGCCGCUGAUGCACAAGCCAGAGUACGAGGGCUUCUUCCUGCUCUCGACCGACGGCAAGCCCGAGUUCUCGCGCACAAACUGCCAGCAGAUGCGCUCCGCCUCUCCGCACUGCGUCGGCUGGUUCUGGAACUUUGCAAACUCCUCGGCGCGCGACUACUACGUCGAGCACAUCGUCCUGCCGCUCGCCCUCUCCCCCACCAUCGACGGCGUCUUCUUCGACGCCUUCAACUACGGCUACGAUAUCCCAGAGGUGCGACCGUGGGGCCGGCGCGUCGUCAACGUCCCAAACUGCUCCACGGUCCCCGCCUCCGGGGGCGCGGCAGUCUGGAGCGGCUGCGAGGCGCUUCUGGACGGGACACUAGAUGUCGCUCGUCGCUCAGCGCGCCUCCUGAACGCGCGCGGCAAGGCGCCGAUGUUUGCGAACGUGGGGAGCUUUGCGAGGCCGGCGCGGCAGCGGAUCUGGCUCAACGAGUCGCGGCUGCUCGAGGCGCUGCGCGGCGCGCGGUACUCGGUCUACUACGAGAGCUUCCGAGGCGACGUGGCGCCGCGCGACGACGGCGCCGGCACGCUGCGCAACAUGCUGCAGGAGUCCUCUCGCGGCGUCGCGGCGACUGUGCACACCUACUACAAGUCCGCGGACGAGGACCCGCUGCCUCACGUCGCCGCAUUCCUCCUCGCGCGCGCCGAAGGGUGGUACUUCCUCGGCUCCACCGGCUGGUGGGACAAGUCGUACCGUUGGACCUCCCUCUACGACGCUGCCGGCCGCUGCGGCCGCCCGCUCGGCGCCGCCACGAAUCAGAGCCGCAAGUACCUCCGCCCCUUCGAGGGCUGCGUGGUCUCCCUCGAUUGCACCGGCGCCGCGGCACAGCCAGCAGAACAGACCGCCGGCGGCACCGGAGAGGCGGGGCAGGCUGUGGCGGCGGCCGCCGGCUGCGUCGGCAACAUCAGCUUUCACCAUGCGGCGCCGGCGGGCGGCGCUGUGCAGGAGGCCCGCUCUCGUGUGAGCGCCUGAGGGCCCAUGCGUGGGAAGCCGCAAGUUAUCCCUCUAGGUGACACCGGGCCGCCCCCGUCACAAUCUCUUUGAGAGACCGGUGCACGUGUGGUCAUAGCUUGCGCGGCCGCUUUUCAAAACCGUCACGUGAAGGGGUUCACGGGGCCGACUAGUUAC